Messenger RNA from Fusarium redolens, 1185 nucleotides. RefSeq names its product major facilitator superfamily domain-containing protein. Lineage: Eukaryota; Fungi; Ascomycota; Sordariomycetes; Hypocreales; Nectriaceae. Bases 1 to 1185 code for a protein of 394 amino acids. Gene Ontology annotation, cellular component: membrane. The record is from RefSeq and is a predicted model, not a curated record. The transcript is spliced from 7 exons.
AUGGUAAAAUUUGGAUCUUCCGAUUUCAAGUCUGAGAUAACACUUGUAGAGGCACGACAGGUUGUGCUCAGGGUAGUCACAAUUGCUUACCUAUGCGGUGUGAACGUUACCAGUAAUGCAUCCAACGGCCUUACGGUUAUCGGACUUCCUCGAUUAACAGAAGAUCUUGAUCUUCAUCCGUCUCUUGCCUUCUGGCCAUUAAAUGGAGAGCAGCUUAUCAUCCUGAGAGCCUUACAGGGCCUUGCCGCUGCGCUGCACUUUUCUACCUCUGUGGCCCUUGUUACUCUAGGGCAGCCUCAACUGUUAGGUUUCUCAGCUAGCCUCAUUUUAGGUGGCAUACUGGUCGACACUAUUGGCUGGCGGUCGGGAUGGUACCUCUGUGGAGGUAUGACCCUAUUGCUAUUUGCCGUCGGAUGGUGGUCUUUACCAAAGCCACACAGCCUAUCCGCCACGAGCAAAUGGCAAAAUAUAAAAACACGAGUUGACUGGGUUGGCGGAUUGCUCGCAUCGUCCUCGAUGAGCCUACUAACAUACUUCUUGGCAUUACUCUUGGCCGUCAGCCUCAGUCUAGUAACUGCCGUUCUUUUUGUUUUCUGGAUGCAUUUUCGGGUCAAGAACGGCCAGGUAGCCCUGAUUCCGAAUGAGCUCUGGAAGAACGCUUCUUUUACCAGCAUAUGUAUCACAGUAGCAUUGUCAUUUGCUGUUCUGAACUCUCUAGAUCUUGUGACGAGCCUUUAUUUUCAAGACAUCGAGCAUCUUUCCGCCCUCGAAGCGGCUAUACGCAUGCUUCCAAGCACUGUGGUUGGCCUCGCUCUCAACAUUUCAACGGGCCUUGUAGUUCACAAGAUCCGUGCCAACUAUCUGAUCCUCAUGCCUUUUUCUGUUGAUGUUCUCUUCACAGUCGGCCUCAUAGUCAUAACAGAGGUUUUUCCGGACGAAAAGCAAGCAAUUGCUGGUGCUGUCUUUAACACUGCUGGGCAGCUUGGCAACACAAUGGGACUAGCUGCCAUGCAGGUCAUCUCAACAUGGGUCACAAAACACGAGAGAGCAAAGUCCGCGGCACAAGCUCUAAUGGAGGGUUACAGAGCGACAUUUUGGACUAUGCUAGCCCUCUUGUUGACAUGUACCAUUGUAGGAGCAGCUGGGCUUCGCCAGGCGGGCAGAAUUGGAUCAAAACAUGAUUGA